ACACACACACACGCAGAGCGUUGGGUUAACGUUACAUAACGGUGGGUGUGUGUGUAUGUGUGUGUAAGAAGACACAUGAAUCCAGGAGCUCGAUUCGCGCCUCAGUGAGCGGACAUCUUAAAAAAAAAAAAAAACAAAACAAAAACAAAACGAUUUCUGCCAGGAUUUAUGUGUGUGUAACUCCCGUCACCGCUCAGUCUAAAACUCGGCUGGUCUGCCACCAUACACACCUGCCCAGGUGUAAAAGAAACCUCAGAGUCUCCAGUUUCACCCAGGUCUAACCAGCCAAGCGGUGAAGACCCACACACUCUCUCUCUCACACCACACACACACACACACACACACACACGCUUGAAGCAUGGCGGAACCGGAGCUGAACGAGUCGUCCCUGCGCUCUCCGAGCUCGGCGUCUCACUCCGUCUCGUUCCCCUUCAUGAGGGAAGGCAGCCGCGUGUGGGAGAAAGCAGGGGAGCUGCCCAGCCCUCUGCCCACCAAACGCACACGCACUUACUCUGCCACGGUGCGGGCGAACUCAGGUCCCGUGUUUAAGGGCGUGUGUAAGAACUUCUCGAGGUCACGGGGUCACGGAUACAUCAAACCCGCUAAUGGUGGAGAAGACAUCUUCGUCCACAUCUCAGACAUCGAGGGCGAGUACGUUCCCGUGGAAGGCGACGAGGUGACGUAUAAAGUGUGUCCCAUCCCACCUAAGAACCAGAAGGUGCAGGCAGUGGAGGUGGUGAUCACGCAUCUGAACCCUGGAACGAAGCACGAGACCUGGUCCGGCAAGAUCAUCAGCUCGUAGGCUCCACCUUGGCCUGCUGUUGUUUAGCCUGGCCUGGGGCAGAAUCGGGGAUUUUCUUCUUUUCUUCUUUUCUUUUCUUUUCUUUUUUUUUUUCCUGAAGUAGGAACACAGCAGGUGAACACAAGUUGGAGAAGGAUGGAGGUAAGGAAGGAUAAAGAACGUAAUAAAGUAGUAGCUUCAAAAACAUGUGUUAGAGAAAAGGAAGCAAUGAGAAAAGUCAGGAUCAGAGAGAGAGAGAGAGAGAGAGAGAGAGAGAUUAUGGAAAUAGAAAGGCAGGUUAUAUAAUUUCAUUAUUUAAAAGUGUUACUGGGGAGCAACAGGAAGCAGAAAGAGAGAAAGAGAGAGGAACAGACAGAUUCAGAGAUUGUGGAAAUAGAAAAGGAGCUUGAUUUCUUCCUGACAGAUGUGUGUGAACAGGAAGAGAGCGUCAAACAGAAAGAAAAAAAUCUUGAAGAGAAGGGAACCAUGGUCAAAGUAAAAAACUUACUGAACUGUGAAAGACAAAGUAAUGACUCUGGACUUCCUGAAGUCAUCUGAUCGAACCCCUUCUCAUAAGCGUUGGCCUUUAUUUGUUUAUUGUUUGUUAUUUUAUUUAUUUGUUAGCUAGUUUUGUUUGUUGCGGGGCGGGGGAGCUUCCUUUCUGGAUUCUGUUGCAGAUUAUGCUGGAAUUUGAGACUAAUAUUGCACUCGAAACUUGAAACCCCAAAAACAACAUACUGCCAAACUGAGUACAACUCCCAGAAUUCCAGUGGGAGUGAUUCAGGGUAAACCGUCAGGAUUUUCUAGUCCUAUUUUGACAAAACCAGUCGGUCUCACAUCACACUUCUACUGAUCACAAUAGAAAGUCCUGAAAUGUCGUGUACCCUUGUUAUGACUGUAGUUAAUUCAUCAUUUGGUAGAAACUCGAUAGUGAAAGUAGCUCACUUUAGAAACUCUUUAGUUGAUCAUGUAUAAUUAAGUCUACUGCUGCAUGUAGUCAGUUCCUCCAACAAAAUUUCUAUGCAUCUUUUCUAUGCUUCAUUGUUUUGUAUUUAUUUGAUUUGAUCAUGUUUUUGUACUUAACUGACAACUUGGUUAGUUUAGAUUUAAAAAAAAUAAAAAAAAUUUUUGUUUUUAAUUUUAAAGCACUUUUUCCCUCCGGUCAGAUCACUGUGGCUGGUGUAGCAUCAUUUACGUGUGAAACAGAGUUAAUAAAAAUAAAACAUUUUAUUAGUCA
Pangasianodon hypophthalmus (striped catfish) is the source of this 2018-nucleotide messenger RNA. It is a transcript of the gene csdc2b, whose product is annotated as cold shock domain containing C2, RNA binding b. Gene Ontology annotation, cellular component: cytoplasm. The record is from RefSeq and is a predicted model, not a curated record. The transcript is spliced from 4 exons. Gene Ontology annotation, biological process: regulation of mRNA stability. NCBI's taxonomy places the organism in Eukaryota, Metazoa, Chordata, Actinopteri, Siluriformes, Pangasiidae. Gene Ontology annotation, molecular function: mRNA 3'-UTR binding. Bases 359 to 802 code for a protein of 147 amino acids.